Messenger RNA from Arabis nemorensis, 1458 nucleotides. Lineage: Eukaryota; Viridiplantae; Streptophyta; Magnoliopsida; Brassicales; Brassicaceae. The record is from the annotation of a GenBank genome assembly.
AUGAAGAAUGAUAAUAAUACCUUGCCGUUGCUUGAUCCCCGUGAGUCGCCGGAGCUCGACUUAACCAAACCGGCGUCGAAAGUAUGGGCCAAAGAGUUCCGCGAAGAGUCGAGGCGGCUCUGGGAGUUAGCCGGACCGGCUAUCUUCACAGCCAUAAGCCAAUACUCUCUCGGUGCACUCACUCAGACUUUCUCCGGUCGUCUCGGUGAACUCGAGCUCGCCGCCGUCUCUGUCGAGAACUCUGUUAUCUCCGGUCUCGCCUUCGGUGUCAUGUUAGGAAUGGGAAGUGCGUUGGAGACGUUGUGCGGACAAGCAUAUGGAGCAGGACAGCUUAGGAUGCUGGGAAUAUAUAUGCAGCGUUCUUGGGUCAUUCUCUUUACCACUGCUCUAUGUAUGCUUCCCAUCUACAUUUGGGCUCCUCCUAUUCUUUCCUUCUUCGGCGAGGCUCCUCACAUCUCUAAAGCCGCAGGGAAAUUUGCACUGUGGAUGAUCCCACAACUAUUUGCCUAUGCGGCCAACUUUCCGAUUCAGAAAUUCUUACAGUCACAGAGGAAAGUGCUUGUUAUGGCUUGGAUCUCUGGAGUGGUUCUGAUUAUACACGCAGUCUUUAGCUGGCUCUUCAUCCUUUACUUUAAGUGGGGACUUGUUGGUGCAGCCAUCACUCUUAAUACGUCGUGGUGGUUAAUUGUUAUCGGUCAGCUUUUGUAUAUCUUAAUCACAAAAUCAGACGGUGCUUGGAGUGGAUUUUCUAUGCUUGCGUUCCGGGACCUCUUUGGAUUUGUCAGACUAUCCUUAGCCUCUGCUGUUAUGCUCUGUUUGGAGUUUUGGUACUUGAUGGUUCUGGUCGUUGUUACGGGUCUCCUUCCUAAUCCGUUGAUACCAGUCGAUGCUAUCUCCAUUUGCAUGAACAUAGAAGGUUGGACCGCCAUGAUUUCACUCGGGUUUAACGCUGCGAUAAGUGUGAGGGUAUCAAAUGAACUUGGUGCGGGAAAUCCAAAGCUAGCGAAAUUCUCAGUAAUAGUUGUUUCCAUAACUUCAACUCUUAUCGGCAUUGUGUGCAUGGCUGUUGUCUUAGCCACAAAAGACCGCUUCCCUCAUCUCUUUACUUCUAGCGAAGCUGUGGCAGCGGAAACCACGAGAAUAGCCAUUUUGUUGGCCUUCACUGUCCUCUUGAAUAGCCUCCAGCCGGUCUUGUCAGGGGUUGCGGUUGGAGCUGGAUGGCAGUCACUGGUCGCAUAUGUGAACAUUGCGAGUUACUAUAUUAUCGGACUUCCUGCUGGUCUUGUUCUUGGAUUCACACUAGAACUUGGCGUUCAGGGGAUAUGGGGGGGUAUGAUAGCUGGAAUCUGCUURCAGACGCUUGUAUUGGUUGGAAUCAUCUACUACACUAACUGGGACAAAGAGGCUGAGCAAGCCGAGAGUCGGGUUCAGAGAUGGGGAGGGACGGCUCAGGACUGA